UUCUGACACCAAAAUAAAAUCAAGCACAGAGGAAGUCAACGCAUACAUUUUCAAAGCAAUGAACGAAUCAGUAAAAUCCAGAAAUGAGUUUGUUCUGGCACCUAUUUUUGAAAACGACCAUUGGAUGCUCCUUGCAAUAUCUGUAAAAAAUUGCACCAUAUAUCACUUCGAUUCCAUUUGCUUGAGUUUAGGUCGAAAGAUAAAGAUGAAGACAAUAGUGAGACAUUUUUUUACAAGGUACAAGAUGUGUGGCAACCGUGUCAACAGGAAAGAGCCUUUAUGGAAAUAUGUGGAGUGCGCUCAACAAAAGGGAGGCCUUGAGUGUGGAUUUUACGUAAUGCGGUACAUGUUUGAUUUAGUCUCUUGCUGCAAUGAUGUUUCAGACUUAGAGAAGGUUUGCACAUCAAUGAGUGGAGAUCCUUUCACCGAUGAGCAAAUUGAUGAAAUACGAGACAAAUGGGCAUCAUACUUCACCGAACAUUGUGUGUAAUUAACGCUUCAUCGAUCUCUUUUUGUGGAUGUUUCAUGCUAUUAAAAUCAUAUAUGAUUGCCUUAUUAUAUUUUUGGUGCAAUUUUGUAACGUGUGAAGUGUAAAAGAUAUAUUUAUUAUAGACUUGAAACUAUUUAGUUGGUUUAUUUUGUA
Spinacia oleracea (spinach) is the source of this 643-nucleotide messenger RNA. RefSeq lists its product as uncharacterized. NCBI's taxonomy places the organism in Eukaryota, Viridiplantae, Streptophyta, Magnoliopsida, Caryophyllales, Amaranthaceae. The transcript has 5 exons. Gene Ontology annotation, biological process: proteolysis. Gene Ontology annotation, molecular function: cysteine-type peptidase activity. The coding region runs from base 59 to 490 and encodes 143 amino acids. The record is from RefSeq and is a predicted model, not a curated record.